Penicillium taxi is the source of this 1032-nucleotide messenger RNA. Its product is annotated as TMEM199/VMA12 family protein. Gene Ontology annotation, cellular component: endomembrane system. Gene Ontology annotation, biological process: vacuolar proton-transporting V-type ATPase complex assembly. Bases 1 to 1032 code for a protein of 343 amino acids. The transcript has 2 exons. The record is from RefSeq and is a predicted model, not a curated record. NCBI's taxonomy places the organism in Eukaryota, Fungi, Ascomycota, Eurotiomycetes, Eurotiales, Aspergillaceae.
AUGGUUGCGGGAGUUGUGAGUGACAGAAACACAAGCGCAAGUGGGGAGAGCUUCAACUCGGGCGACUUUCUCUUCCGCUCGUUUAUCUCCGCCGAGCUAACUCCUCCAUCAACAGCCUCAUUUCAACCGCAAACGUUGCCCCAUCCACACCUUGCUAGGAUGGUUCAGCUCGUCACAACAGAUCGCAUUCUUACAGCGUACACGGCUGUAUCGGAAUUAAGCCGUGAAAAGCUUGAUCUGCCCCCCUCGUUGAAGCUACAAGACCCGAUAACACAUAAGCAGCUCCUCAGUCUCGCAAAGCAUUUGCAACCUGGCGGCAAGAUUAAUGCCGCAAUUGAGCUCAACUAUGCACCCAAGCCUACUAUCCUCAGCUUCCUUCUUCAUGGCACCACGGUCUAUGUUCCACCGCCACCCAAAAAGCCGGAACCUAGCCCCGAAUACCUCGCUUCGAAAGCCCGCCUCCAAGCCAAAGCCGAACAAGCAGAAUACCAACGCCUAAUGAAUCCAACCUACACAGAAGCACCCGACUACGCAGACCCCUACGCCGAAGCCGCUCUUUUCACAGAAGACACACUUACCCCAUCCCUUGUUUUAAAUAUCUUCCUUUCUGUGAUUAUCACUGGACUAAGCGUGUAUUGGGCUCUGACAAAGUUUACAUUACCUUCUAUGUUGGCUACAAUCUUCACUUCGUGGACAGGGCCGCGGGUGGAGGACCCGUUUGAAUUCCAGCCUGCUGAGGGAGCGUCUGAUGCGGUGCGCGUGUUGAUUGCAUUCUUUGCUGCACUGUCCGUUGCGGUUGCGGAGUCGUUUUUGUAUGCAGCUUAUCUUGGGAAGACAGUGCGGGCUAAGGUUAAGGAAAGGAAACUCAAGGAGCGGAAGGAGCUUAUUGGGACUGUGGGGGAUGAUGAUGAUAGUGUUGAUGCUGUGAAUACUUCCAAUAAGGAAGAGAUCUGGGGAAAGGGUGCUAAUGGGGGUGCUCGGAGGAGAGUCAAAAAGAAGUGGGAGAAGCAGAAAGAUUUGAAGGAUAUCUAA